AUGGCGGCCUCGCCAUUUUGCGGCAUCCCGGGAGCAGCCAUUGAGGACCACUUCAGGGACUGCUAUUCUCCCAGGGAUGGGUGCGUGGGGGCCCCGCCCCCUAACUCCCUUCUCCCUGCUGUGCCUCCACCACCGCUUCUGGAGGCCACGACCCCUGGGGAGGUCCUCUCCCUCCUCCGCCGGACCUCCAACACCGCUCCUGGCCCGGAUGGGGUUAGAUAUGGAGUGUGGCGUCGUCGGGACCCGUCAGGACAUGUUCUUGCCGCGGUGUUUAAUGUCUGCUUGGCGGCCAGGCGGUUUCCGCCCGCCUGGAAGGUCUCGACGACCAUUUUGAUCCACAAGAAAGGUCCGGUGGAGGAUAUCUCCAAUUGGCGGCCGAUAGCUCUGUCAAACACCUGUGGGAAGCUCUUUUGUAGCCUCCUGGCCAACCGCCUCUCUGGGUGGGCCUCCGCCAACGGGCUCCUAUCAGGGGCCCAGAAAGGUUUCACUCCCGCGGAGGGCUGCCUGGAGCAUAACUUCCUGCUACAGGAGCUCCUUGAUGAGGCACGUAGGCGGGGGGGAGAGCUUUGUGUUGCUUGGCUAGACCUAGCCAAUGCAUUUGGGAGUGUGCCCCACUCCUCUCUCUUCUCCGCCCUGCGCUCUGCCGGUCUGACCGCCGACCAACUGCGGCUCAUCCGGGACCUGUAUCAGGGCAGUGUCACUUCCGUCCGGCACAAUGGCGGUAUGACGGCCGAGAUCCCCUUUGGUGCGGGUGUGAGACAGGGCUGCCCAUUGUCUCCCCUUCUCUUUAAUCUCGUGAUGGAGACUUUGAUCCGGCCCCUCGUUGCUAUGGAGGACAUCCAUGGGGCCGACCUACAUGGCACGCGCGUCAGUGUCCUGGCGUACGCGGAUGACUUGGCCUUGGUUGCCAAGUCUGAAGCGUCGCUUAGGGCGCUGCUUGAGGCCGUCGUUCCGGCGGCCUCGUGGGUCGGCCUCAAGUUCAAACCCGCCAAGUGUGCCACGCUUCACGUGGCCAGGCGGACUGUAAGGCCAACCGAAUUCAUGAUUGACGGUGCUCCUCUUAGGGUGCUUGGCGAGGGUGAGCCCUACCAACAUCUGGGGGUCCCCACCGGGAUGAGGGUGGACCAAACCCCGGUGGAUACCAUCGCGAGGCUUGAGGGUGAGGCCGCUGCUAUAUUCGGGAGUAUGCUUGCCCCAUGGCAGAAACUGCAUGCCCUGCGCACCUUCCUGGUCCCGCAGUUAAUUUUUAACUUUAACACUGCUAGGAUCAGGAAGACGAGCCUGCGCGAACUUGACAAAUUGAUCAAGUCAGGGUGCAAGCGUGUUAUGAACCUCCCGCAGCGUGCCAGUGCAGAGUUGAUCGCGCUCCCCCCUUCCUGGGGUGAAGCCGGCCUCUUGCCGCUCUCUGACCUCGCGGACCUCUCGGCUGUGGCUCACGCCUUCCGCCUCUUGACGUCACCGGACCUUAAGAUCGCACACCUGUCACUUGAGGGUCUCGCUGUCUCUGCUGGUCAGCGGACCGCGGCGGGAGUCGAUAUGGCGUUCCUCGUAUCAUACCUGAACGGGGAAAUUGGCGGUGACACGAAUGUUGCGACAACCUUUUCCUUGGCCCGGGCUGCUCUUAACCGCCUCUCCAAGCGCCUCCCCGACCUUCGGUGGGGGUGGUGUGAGGAGAGGAGAACUUUCCAACUGUCCGUCCCCGGGGAGAGGUCGACCAUCACGGUGGACGGCGGCUCCCGGUCCAAGCUAUCCUCUGUCCUGCGUCUUUCCCUGCAAUUCCACUUCCGGUCCGUCCUUUCAAACAAACCGGACCAGGGCAGGGCCGUUCGUGUCACCGCUGGCUGCCCCUCCUCCAACCACUUCCUUUACGAGGGACGUCAUACGCGAUUCGCUGACUGGCGAUUCAUCCACAGGGCGCGGCUAAAUGUUCUCCCCCUCAACGGUUGCAGACGGUGGGGUGCCGGCGACCGCCGGUGUCGCCGGUGUGGCCGUCAUGAUGAGACCACGGCACAUGUGCUUUGUCACUGUUUGCCUACCAUGUCCGUGGUCUCUAAGCGGCAUGACGCGGUUCUUGACCACCUGAUCGCUGCAAUCCGUCCGUCGCCGGGGGUGGAGACGCGCCGGAAUCAGCGUGUCCCUCUGGAUCGCCUGCUGGCCAACCGUGAGGUCCCGGAUGACUUGGUACGCCUCCGUCCGGAUGUGGUGGUCAUCGAUGAUUCCCGCAAAAUUAUUCGAAUUAUCGAUGUCACCAUGCCCUAUGAGGACGGUUGGCGGGCUAUAGUCGAGGCGAGAGAAAGGAAACACGCCGCUUACGCCCCGCUCGCCCGGUUCCUGCGCUCCGGCGGCUUCACAGUAACUGUGGAUGCCUUUGUCGUCGGCGCGUUGGGGGCUUGGGAUAGGGCUAACUGGGACACUCUGGCUCGCCUGGGUGUCUCACGGCAGUACGGUGUCGCCCUUUCCCGCCGUUGUGUCUCCACAGCGGUCCAAUGGAGCCGGGACCUCUAUGUCCAGCAUGUGACUGGUGUGCCCCAGUACCGUCAAACUCGGGAACAAAAUCUUGACCAGGAUCGUGAAAAUGAGAAUGAAGAUGAAGCAGAAACUAUCCCUCGCAUUAGACCACCAGAAGAUAAUGAAGACGAUGAUAUUGCAGACAUUUACCUCCUGAAUGAUGAGAUAAGUGAUUUAUUUUCUGAUGUAGCCUUGCCUAGGUUUGGUCGUGUCAACAAAAAGAAAAAAUCUGACACACGACCACCACUUAGACCCUUAGAAGAGAUGAAGGCAACAGGACGGGGUACAUGUGAUGAAAUAUGUAGUGCUGACAAUAAAGUCGCACUAAUUAGUUGGUUUGACAACAAACUUGUCAACAUGGCAUCUAAUUUUAUUGCCGCAGGAACUCCAGUUACUGUUAGAAGGUGGGAUAAAAAGGAAAAAGAGUAUGUUGAAGUAGAAAUGCCUGAAAUAACUAAACUAUAUAAUGAAAACAUGGGAGGUGUGGACAAGUUGGACCAGCUGCUUAGCUACUAUCGGACAUUCAUAAAAUCAAAAAAAUGGACACUGAGAAUGAUCACUCAUGCUAUUGAUUUAGCAAUAGGUAAUUCAUGCAACCAUAAGGAAGAAAAGGGGAAGGCCUGCAUCCACAGAAGACCUCCCUUCACAUUCUACUUCAAAGGAAAGGACCAGGGAAGAAGUCCAACCCCCCAAAGCCAUGCGUCGAGAUACGGUAGACCAUCUGCCAGAAGUUGA
Molecule: messenger RNA, 3243 nt
Organism: Homalodisca vitripennis (glassy-winged sharpshooter)
Lineage: Eukaryota; Metazoa; Arthropoda; Insecta; Hemiptera; Cicadellidae
Exons: 4
Coding region: 1-3243 (1080 amino acids)
Source: RefSeq, a predicted model, not a curated record